This is a messenger RNA of Echinostoma caproni, 299 nucleotides long. The record is from the annotation of a GenBank genome assembly. NCBI's taxonomy places the organism in Eukaryota, Metazoa, Platyhelminthes, Trematoda, Plagiorchiida, Echinostomatidae.
GUGUGGUUCUGGACAGUCCGAAAGGCAAACACGAUGGAACCGCUUACGGCAUUCGUUAUUUCCAAUGUCCGGCUCGUUGUGGUCUAUUUUGCCGUUUGGACAAUUUGAAACACAUGGAUGCGAGUAAGUCGACACAUACACAUACACGUGGUUCCCUCGUUGACCGACUGCGACUGUCGGGGAUAGAUGAAACACAUGGAUUGACAAGACAGUCUCAGGGUACACCUCGCGUGCUCCCUAACGAGGACCACAUAUCUCUAAGGCUUUCCAUCGUGACAUUGACAGAACAAUACGACUAG